Molecule: messenger RNA, 1313 nt
Organism: Nicotiana tabacum (common tobacco)
Lineage: Eukaryota; Viridiplantae; Streptophyta; Magnoliopsida; Solanales; Solanaceae
Product: iron-sulfur assembly protein IscA-like 2, mitochondrial
Biological process (GO): iron-sulfur cluster assembly
Cellular component (GO): mitochondrion
Molecular function (GO): 2 iron, 2 sulfur cluster binding; iron ion binding; 4 iron, 4 sulfur cluster binding
Source: RefSeq, a predicted model, not a curated record
AUAUGGGCGGCUUGAGAUCCAACCCAUUUUUAAUACGCCCAAAUCCAACCCAAACCCGCCUAUUUGCCACGGCUACUUCCAACAAUCUUCAAUUCGUCCAAAUCCAUAUCGUUUGCUUUUCUUCUGUAGAUGACAAAGUUGUAGGCUAUGACAUCGUCGUCAUCGAGUUCUCUGAUUCGUCGAAUUGUUCCCUUUUUCACCACUCGGAUUCGCCAAAAUUACCGCCUUUUGAAUUCUUCUGCUUCUUCUGCUCUAUCUCAACCCCAAUCCCAAUCCCAAGUCGAAGCUCCCGAUUCCGUUUUAAUGACCGAGAGCUGCGUUCGUAGGAUGAAAGAGUUGCAAGCUGGUGAACACCAAGAGAAGAUGCUUCGUUUGAGUGUUGAAGCUGGUGGUUGUUCGGGGUUUCAAUAUGAAUUCUCUCUAGAUGAUAAGACCAAUUCUGAUGACAGAAUUUUUGAGCGUGACGGAGUUAAAUUGGUCGUGGAUAAUGUAUCAUAUGAUUUCGUCAAAGGUGCAACUGUUGAUUAUGUCGAGGAGCUGAUUCGCUCUGCUUUUCAGGUGUCUACCAAUCCUAGUGCAGUGGGUGGAUGCAGUUGUAAAAGUUCAUUUAUGGUGAAGCAGUAAAAUGGCACAUUCAGCCAAAUAAUCGGCAUUCCAAUGAGCAGGACAUGGUUUAUUAAUCCUUCUGGUGUCUAAUAUCUGUUCAUCAUAUACUUGUACCUUUUGUGGUAGCAAGACCUGCAUUAUGAGGCAUUUUUCCGAAUUUGUACUCAAGAGAUCAUAGGUUCUUUUGUACAUGUCAAUUCUUUUGUCUUGUUGGAGGGUAGAAUGGUAUUGUUAAACUAAGCAGACAGACAGGCUGUUGUAUUUUAGGCAAUAAUUCCAGCUGAAGAGAUGCUAUUCAGCAUUUGACAAGGAAAAUUGAAGUGAAGAUGCUUCAAUCAGAACACAUCUUACUCGCGGCAUUCCCUGUAGGCUGUAGCUAUUGUUAUGAAGGUCCUGAGAGCAUGCAUACUAGAUAGUGUCGCCAUCCACUAUGGUAGAAAAGUUUGAUGAAGCAAAGCUUUAUGUUUCUGUAUGAUGCUUGAAAUCUAUGUUCAUGUUGAUGGAACAAUGCUCAGGUGAUGGUCUAAAAGUGGUAUCAAAGAUUGGGGGAAAUGCCAAUAUGAAGGAGCUACUUACACCAAAGCUAGUAAUUGUUGUCAAAAAUGUUACAUUUCACACCACUAUUAUCUGUCGAUACUGUCUGUCUUAAGUUUUUCUACUUAACGCUUCAAUUAUCAUUAAUGAGCACCCACUUAGUCUUUCUCUCA